This is a messenger RNA of Phycomyces blakesleeanus NRRL 1555(-), 1062 nucleotides long. RefSeq lists its product as hypothetical. The record is from RefSeq and is a predicted model, not a curated record. Lineage: Eukaryota; Fungi; Mucoromycota; Mucoromycetes; Mucorales; Phycomycetaceae. Bases 1 to 1062 code for a protein of 353 amino acids. The transcript is spliced from 6 exons.
AUGAUCGAACUAUCCCCCUUUGCAGAACGCAUUGUCGAUCGUAUGAAUAUGAUUGGCAUGUGGCUUGCAGUUGUAAUUUGUGCAAGAAACUUUCAUAUCAGUCUAAAACAGUACAGGCGUACUCGAGUCAUGUUUAUGCGUCUAGUAAUCAUUGAAACAGAGCGUCAUUCGAAAUGGAUCAAAUGCGUGGGAGUAUUCUUCAUCGCAUUACGAUUUGCAGAUUGGCCUUAUGAGCUUUCUUAUUUAAACGUCCAACAUAAGAACAUGACACAAGAAGUCCCAACAGGUGUUACAUGUCUAACGGAAUGGGUUACUGGUGUUCUUAUUCUCAACUUUGUCUCGGACUCGCUUGCCAAUCUAUUCUUGAGUGGAAUGUUUGUUAGAAGAUUGUACAAGCAUAUUAGAAGAUCAAGAACUGUAAUGAGCCAGCAGAAUAGUUUGAUUGAAUAUAUUGCCAGGAAAUCCCUGGUCUGUCUCAUUUUAGCAUUUGUUGCCAACUUUGCAAUGAAUUUGCUUAAAGUGACAGAGUUCCUUGGCGAUAGAACUGAUUCUUUUACGGUGUAUUUUGAGAUUGUCGAAUCAACACUACUGGUAGAGGCUCUGAGAGCAGAUUCUGUCAGUCCAGCAAAUACAUCAAUGUGUAAUAACUGUGGCAUGGCUCUCCACAUAUCUCACAAUAGUAACUCUAUCAAUGUGGGUCGAUCAGACAAACCAGAGCCUGAUUGUGGUUCGCAACCAAGCCAGCAUGACAAUACUUGUCAGAGAGCAGAGAAUUCGGUAUCCAUUUCUACCGAUCCGUAUCUUCCAGAAUUAGACAAAGUUCACCAAGAUUCACUCCAGUACAACCCAUUCGUCUACCCAAAAGACAACACAGUGAACUCUACUGUUUCAGCCCCAACGUUUGCAUUAACGAGUCGUCCAAAACAAGUCUCAUCCCGUUCACCAUUCAAGAGUAGCAACGUCAAAGCCUCAGUAGAAAUUACAUCAUUCUCCUCAAUUGAUGGCCAUAGGCGAUUAGCAGACAACCGUGAAUGGAACAAUAAUGAUUACCGAAUGUUUUAG